Messenger RNA from Notolabrus celidotus (New Zealand spotty), 4965 nucleotides. It is a transcript of the gene pcdh10b, whose product is annotated as protocadherin 10b. The coding region runs from base 489 to 3569 and encodes 1026 amino acids. The record is from RefSeq and is a predicted model, not a curated record. Gene Ontology annotation, biological process: homophilic cell-cell adhesion. Gene Ontology annotation, cellular component: plasma membrane. The transcript has 5 exons. Gene Ontology annotation, molecular function: calcium ion binding. NCBI's taxonomy places the organism in Eukaryota, Metazoa, Chordata, Actinopteri, Labriformes, Labridae.
GUCAGUGUGGAGUGGAGGAGAGCGCAGAGAGGGAGCAGGACGCCGGGAGGAGACACGUUCAAACUACCAGGACAAGAGUGAAUGUGAGAUCAGGAGCAGCACUGACAGAGCAUGAAGCUGUUUUUUCUCUUAUAUGGAUUAUGAUUUCCGUUUUUCCAACUCUUCACCGGGCUGCUUUCAUCACUCCGGCGGCGCUGCGCCUCAGAGGAAUGUGCGCAGCAGCUUCUCCGGGACGCAUCUGAACACAGAGCGGAGCUAAGAGAGGAAAACAUAUUCAGCUCGAUUCAAACUUCUUCACAAUAUCACAUUGUUUCUGUUUUAAUGGGACAGAUUCCUCCGGACGCCUUGCGUAUUUUUUGGAGACUUUUACGCAUUUUGGAGACUUUUGCCUGCUGACUGAAAUGGGUGAUGGAAAUUGACAUUUUGUGCGUGAACAGAGGAUAAUAACUUAAAAUCUUUUUUACCCAAGUGCACUUCUUUUUCCGGCGAUGAUUGUGCUUUUGCUCGCGCUGUGCAUCGCGGAUGGAGUGCUCUCUCAGAUUCGCUACUCUGUGCCGGAGGAGGCAGACCAUGGCACCUUGGUGGGGAAUAUCGCCGAGGACCUGGGACUGGACCUUACCAAACUGGCCUCACGCCGCUUCCAGGUGGUGCCCAGCUCUCGGACACCAUACCUGGAGGUGAACCUGGAGAACGGAGUCCUGUUUGUUAACGAAAAGAUCGACCGGGAGCAGAUCUGCAAACAGAGCGCGACCUGUCAGCUUAAUAUGGAGGUGUUCCUGGAGAACCCGUUGGAGCUGUUUCGGGUGGAGAUCGAGGUGGUGGACAUAAACGACAACCCGCCCAGCUUCCCGGAGACCGACAUCACGGUGGAGAUCUCAGAGAGCGCCCUUCCGGGAACCCGCUUCCCCUUGGAGAGCGCAUUCGACCCGGACGUGGGCUCUAACGCUUUACGCACGUACGAUAUCACCACCAACAACUACUUUUACCUGGAUGUUCAGACCCAAACGGACGGAAACAAGUUCGCGGAGCUGGUGCUGGAGAAACCCCUGGACCGGGAGCAGCAGGCGGCGCACAGGUACGUGCUGACCGCGGUGGAUGGCGGUCAGCCUCCCCGAACCGGCACCGCGCUGCUGGUGGUGAAAGUGCUGGACUCGAACGAUAAUGUGCCGGUCUUCGACCAGCCGGUCUACACAGUGAGCCUCUCUGAGAACGCGCCGGUGGGCACACUGGUCAUCCAGCUGAACGCCACCGACAUGGAUGAGGGAUUAAACGGGGAGAUUGUUUACUCGUUCAGCAACCACAUCUCCAGCCGCGUAAAGGAUCUGUUCAGCAUAGACCCGCGCACCGGGCGCAUCGAGGUGCGCGGGGAGGUGGACUUUGAGGAGAGCAGCCUUUACCAGAUCUUUGUCCAGGCCAAAGAUCUGGGUCCGAACGCCGUGCCUGCGCACUGCAAAGUGCUGGUGAAAGUCAGCGACGUUAACGACAACGCGCCCGAGAUUACCUUCAGCACCGUCACCGAGUCCGUGAGCGAGAAGGCGGCUCCGGGGACCGUAAUUGCGCUGCUGAGUGUGACGGACCGGGACGCAGAGGAGAACGGACAGGUCCAUGUUGAAAUCCUCGGAGACGUUCCUUUCAAAUUAAAAACCUCCUUCAGGAACUAUUUCACCAUCGUGACGGACGGGCCGUUAAACCGGGAGCAGGCGGACUCCUACUCCGUCACGGUGGUCGCGCGGGAUAAAGGGACACCUUCUCUGGCUGCCAGUAAAUCCAUCCGGGUCCAGGUGUCUGAUGAAAACGACAAUGCGCCCACAUUCACUCAGCCCAUCUAUGAUGUGUAUGUGACAGAGAACAACGUGCCAGGGGCGUACAUACACGCAGUGACGGCCCUGGACCCGGACGUGGGCCCCAACUCUCUCAUCAGCUACUCCAUCUUAGAGUGUGACAUCCAGGGUAUGUCUGUGAAGACCUACGUGUCCAUCAACGAGGAGACGGGCUACCUGUACGCCCUGCGCUCCUUUGACUAUGAGCAGCUGAAGGACUUCACCUUCAUGGUCCAGGCCAAAGACUCGGGCACCCCAGAGCUCUCCUCCAACGCUACAGUCAAAGUCAUCAUUGUGGACCAGAAUGAUAACGCCCCCCUGGUGCUGGCUCCCCUGGGGAAAAAUGGCACAGCCAAGGAGCCCCUGCCCCGCUCAGCUGAGCCAGGCUACCUGGUGACCCGCAUUGUAGCCAUGGAUGCAGAUGAUGGAGAGAAUGCCCGGCUGUCAUACAGCAUCCAGAGGGGCAAUGAGAACGGGAUGUUCAGGAUGGACUGGAGGACAGGUGAGCUGCGGACUGCCAGGCGGGUGUCAGUGAAGAGAGACCCCCACCAACUGUACGACCUUCUGAUUGAGGUGAGAGACCAUGGACAGCCGCCCCUGUCCUCCAGCGCCAGCGUCCUGGUGGUGCUGGUGGACAGCGUGGCAGAGGGCCGGGGCGGAGGGGAGCGAGGAGGCGCCGCCAAGGCCAAAGAGGGAACCCUCGACCUGACCCUCAUCCUCAUCAUCGCCCUGGGCUCUGUCUCCUUCAUCUUCCUGCUGGUGAUGAUUGUGCUGGCCGUGCGCUGCCAGAAGGAUAAGAAGCUGAACAUUUACACCUGCCUGACUAGUGACUGUUGCCUGAGCUGCAGCGCCUGCUGCUCCCGGCAGGGCCGCGCCCGCAAGAAAAAGCUCAGCAAGUCGGAUAUCAUGCUGGUGCAGAGCGCGGGUAACGUCAGCGGGGCUGGGACAGCUCAGGUCCCCGUGGAGGAGUCAGGGAGCUUCGGCUCCCACCACCAAAACCAGAACUAUUGCUACCAGGUAUGUCUGACUCCAGAGUCUGCCAAAACCGACCUCAUGUUCCUAAAGCCGUGUAGUCCGUCUAGGAGCACAGACACGGAUCACAACCCCUGCGGGGCCAUAGUGACAGGGUACACAGACCAGCAGCCUGACAUCAUAUCAAACGGCAGCAUUUUAUCGAAUGAGACCAAACACCAGCGAGCCGAGCUCAGCUACCUGGUGGACCGGCCGAGACGUGUCAACAGCUCGGCGUUCCAGGAGGCCGACCUGGUCAGCUCCAAAGACAGCGGCCACGGCGACAGCGAGCAGGGAGACAGCGACCAUGACGCCACCAACCGAGGCCACUCCUCCGGUGCCGACCUGUUCUCUAACUGCACAGAGGAGUGUAAAGCUCUGGGCCACUCGGACCGCUGCUGGAUGCCGAGCUUCGUGCCCUCCGACGGGCGCCAGGGCCCGGACUACCGCAGCAACCUCCACGUGCCCGGCAUGGACUCGGUCCCGGACACAGAGGUAUUUGAAAGCCCCGAGCAGACGGCUGAUAAGUCGUUCUCCACGUUUGGCAAAGAGACGCCUCUCAGUCACCUCCACCAAAACCACCAAAACCACCACCACCACCACCACCUCAAAAACCAUCAUCACCUCAGCCUCAGCCAGCAGCAGGGCUCCAUAGAGAGGAAAGAGUUGGAAGCAUUUCUGCCUAGCUCCAGAGCAACUUUUAACCCCGCUUAUUUCACGAGGAAAAGGGUUUGCUAGCUCCUUUCGCGUGGACAUACCAGAGACCGCGUGACUUUGCACAAUCACUCCUCGACGACCAAGGCUAUAAAAAAGAAAAGCAGCAAAUUUUGAACCCUCAUCGCCCCGCCCCCCCCACCCCACUCCCCACCCACCCAACCACCCCACCCAGGAAGAACUACAGAUCCAAACACACGACUACACAUGAAUUAAGGAAGUAAGAGAUCCCUCCAUCCUGGACUUCCUUGGUGCACUGCCGGGCUUCGGAGACUCCUCCGCCACCUUCGGGAUCAGGAGCAACCCGACUUUUUGUAGGGUGGCGGGGGGUGCAGGCAGGUCGAUGGAUAGCCUUACUGGGAGGACCCUUUUUGUCUCAGCAGGACUGAGAACCUUACAGAAGAAGAAGAAGAGGAGGAGGAGGAGGAGGAGGAAGGACUCUGAUGACGGAGAGAUAAACCAGACUCUGAUCCGUCGGAGCUUUUCCAAUCUGUGUGCCUGUUUACAGCACUGACGGAGAAUCAAACCAGAGCAGGACUUGCUUAUGUGUGCCGAAAAAGACUACUAGAGAGACGAGAGCCACUCGGAGAAAACCGCCACUGAGCCCUUUAGGCGUUUGUACUCGCAGAGAGACGCCAAAUUGUACAGGAGAAUCUUUGUGCAUUUGAAAAUGCAAUACCACUGUUUUAGAUUUUUCUAUUCUGUUCGUGUGGUCAGGUGUCUCUAUUCCAAUCUACUUCAAACUUUGUAAGAAAAGAUUGUGGGCAGGAUAUUUUUUUAUUUAUGUUUUCUUUCAUUUGUUCUUGUUUUGACUUGGGUUUGGUUCGUUCACCUUACGGUGGGCUCGGACGACGUCCGGCUCGCUCUUUUCUGAUUCUGAGGCGUCGAGUAGUUUCUAUCAUGUGUGAGAAGUGUUUACUGUACUCUUUUAAAAAGUUUCAAGCUGAAUAUAAAACUCUAUAUAUAAAUCUAUCUAUAUCUUGUUCUAUAACUUGUUCUGAAGGCGUGCUAUCCGUUUGCUGGGUUCCACAUUCUGAUUCAGAGGUUUAAGCGGCCCUGAAGGAGGCUUUUUGUUUUUCCCACAGAGACAUGCAGAGAGACAGAACAGCCUUAGCAGAUGUAAAACUCAACUUCUCAUUGUUUGACAUUCUUUCAUUCUUUUUUCCACUUUGGGAUAUCGCUGAUACAGCUCAUGUCUAUAAAUAAAGAGGAGGACUUAGAUCGAAGCUCAUGGUAAUUUUGUGUCAUUGUAACCAAAACUUUAAGGGUCCAUUUCUAAAGAGCAGAAACAAAAAGGCCAAAAGCAGAGAGGUGUGUACUCGCUGCGGUGCGUUUCAGUAUGAACACACAUUACUUUCUCACACAUUACAAACACAAACACCAAUAUGCCAACAAUAAACUGAAAAAUGGUGAAAACGAA